GAGCGUUUGGCAGUCAACCCGUUUCAGGAAAGUGGGAGUCGAAAUAAAGCUUGCCGGACGACCGAAAUUCGUGUUAGUCGCAUAGUGAAGCUUGGUCGCAGUGUAUAGUGGCGUUUCUCGUUCUUGGGAUAUUUAACUUUCGUAUUUUUAAACUUUGAGGAAAAAAAACUAUCAACAUGAGUUCUGCUGAAUACUAUCCAUUCAAGUGUACACCAACUGUCUACCCAGCGGAUCCCUUCGAUCCCGUUGAAGAUGCCGCAACAUUGAAGAAAGCCAUGAAAGGCUUUGGUACCGAUGAAAAAGCCAUCAUUGAAGUUUUGGGACGUCGUGGAAUUGUACAAAGAUUGGAAAUUGCCGAAGCCUUCAAAACAUCAUACGGCAAGGAUUUGAUCAGCGAACUGAAAUCCGAGUUGAGCGGGAAAUUUGAAGAUGUUAUGGUUGCCUUAAUGACACCACUGCCACAAUUCUAUGCAAAGGAAUUGCAUGAUGCCGUCGCUGGAAUCGGUACCGACGAAGAGGCCAUCAUUGAAAUCCUUUGCACCUUGUCAAAUUACGGUAUUAAAACUAUUGCUCAAUUCUAUGAGCAAUUGUAUGGCAAAGCCUUGGAGAAGGAUUUGAAGGAUGAUACCAGUGGUCAUUUCAAACGCUUGUGCGUCUCGCUAGUUCAGGGUAAUCGUGAUGAAAAUCAGGGAGUUGAUGAAGCUGCCGCCAUUGCUGACGCUACAGCCCUUUUCGAAGCCGGUGAAGGCAAAUGGGGAACCGAAGAGUCCAUUUUCAAUUCAAUUUUGAUCACAAGAUCAUAUCAACAGUUGCGCCAAAUCUUUUUAGAAUACGAAAACAUUGCUGGACAUGAUAUUGAGAAGGCUAUCAAACGCGAAUUCAGUGGAUCCGUCCAAAAAGGAUUUUUGGCUAUUGUGAAAUGCUGCAAAUCCAAGGUAGACUAUUUUGCCGAACGUCUCCAUGAGUCAAUGGCUGGUCUUGGUACCAAGGAUAAGACACUAAUUCGUAUUGUUGUUAGCCGAUCUGAAAUUGAUUUGGGUGACAUCAAGGAAGCCUUCCAAAAUAAGUAUGGAAAGAGUUUGGAAUCAUGGAUCAAGGAGGAUAGUGGAAGUGAAAUUGGAUAUUUGCUGGUUACAGUCGUAGCUUGGUAGACUCCGCGAAACCAACAAACAAAAAUGCUUCCUUCUAUAUAACCAAAGCAAAGCAGUUUAAAAUAAUAAUGAAUCUACUCAUCAUAUUCGACGAGAUUUCCAAACUCAUAAUUUUAUUUAUUUGUGUAAAUUGAUUUUGUUUCGGCAACAAAAAGUUAUUGGCUUCAUAUAACAUUUUCUUUUGUAUUUAUUUUUUUUUUCAAAAUUCAUGACAUUUUUAGAUGUUUAAAAAAUACUCAACUUUUGGUUUAUUUAAUGCAUUUGUCUUAAUGAUUUUAUAUUGAAAAACAAUUCUAAAUUGUUGCAAAAUUUUCAAUUAGGGUUCAUUCUCAUAAACAGGCACCCUAAGAAUUUUAAAAACGCUUACUUACGGACGAAGCAUUUGAAAUAUACAUUUAUAUUUUAA
Hermetia illucens (black soldier fly) is the source of this 1557-nucleotide messenger RNA. RefSeq names its product annexin B9. Lineage: Eukaryota; Metazoa; Arthropoda; Insecta; Diptera; Stratiomyidae. The record is from RefSeq and is a predicted model, not a curated record. Gene Ontology annotation, cellular component: cytoplasm. Bases 177 to 1151 code for a protein of 324 amino acids. The transcript has 6 exons. Gene Ontology annotation, molecular function: calcium-dependent phospholipid binding; calcium ion binding.